CUGGGGGAAGAAGUGGAAGCGGGGGGCUCGAAAAUGGAGCUGGACGACGUGGUCCUGUAUCAGGACGACUCGGGCAACUCCACCAUGAUGUCCGAGCGGGUCUCGGGUCUGGCCAGCUCCAUAUACCGCGAGUUCGAGCGGCUCAUCGAGAAGUACGACGAGGACGUGGUGAAGGAGCUGAUGCCGCUGGUCGUCGCCGUGCUGGAGAACCUGGACUCGGUGUUCGCCGUCAACCAGGAGCACGAAGUGGAGCUGGAGCUGCUCAAGGAGGACAACGAGCAGCUGGUCACCCAGUACGAGCGGGAGAAAUCUCUGCGGAAACACGUAGAGGAGGGGAGUCGAGACCUUUCCCACAUGGAGACGGCAGACCAAUCUGUGUUCAGUGUUACAGUUGCUGCUGCCUGGGGGAAGAUGAUGGGGGGGGUAAAAGGGAUGAGGAGGGGAGAGAGGUACAUUGCCCUGGAAGAUUCCCAGGACGGUGAGAAGAAGGACCUCCAGAGUCGAGUGGUGGUGCUGGAGUCGCAGACACGGCAGCUGGAGAUGAAAACUAAGAACUACGCCGACCAGAUUAUCAGAUUCGAGGAAAGGGAAGCGGAGCUGAAGAAGGAGUACAAUGGCCUUCAUCAGAGACACACUGAGAUGAUCCACAGCUACAUGGAGCACCUGGAGAGGACAAAGCACCAGCAGGCAGCAACUCCCGCAGAGCCCUCAGACACAGGCCCAUCGGCUCGAACGCGGGCAGGCAUACGGAACAAGCUGCCUCAGCAUCCAAACCAGAGGGAGAGACGGGGAGGGAGGGGGCUGGGUGCCAUGACAGCGAGUGGGGGAGAGCCUCAGAAGCCGGCCGCUCUCAGCCUCUGGAGCCCGCCGCCGCUCAGCCUCGGCAACCUCCCGCUCCGUGGCCAGGCACUGGGCCAUGAGCCGGGGGGGGCCAUGAGCCCCGGGUGCAUGCUGCUGUUUGUUUUUGGUUUCGUAGGGGGUGCAGUGGUCAUCAACUCUGCUGUACUGGUGUCUCUGUCAGUGCUGCUGCUGGUUCACUACUCUGUCUCCACCGGAGGCUUACCCGCCCUGCCUUCCUUGCCCUCCUUACCCAGGCCGAGCAGGAAAGAGCGUCCCAUCUCCAUGGGCAUAUUCCAGCUUCCUGGGCCUGAUGGUAUGACCCCAGACUUCCACAGGGAGCCCCAUGACACCCCAUCUGAGCCCUGGAGAUUCAACAACCUCAGCCAUCCACGCUCCAACACUAGCUUAAAGGAUGAGUUGGGCCACGCCAACCGUGGCAGCUCAAAGUCCAACACGCCAAGCACUCAGGGAAGUGUUUCCAGAAGCGGAAGUGAUGGGAGGUCCAAAUCCAGCACUCCCGUAUCCUCUCAGGGUGGACCCUCUAAAUCAAACACGCCCCGGACAGCCAGCAGUGGUUCUCUGCCCGCCACGCCGCCAUCACCUCUGGAUGCGCCCGCUGUGGGCGGGGCCCCCGCCUCCUCCACGUCGCCGUCGGACGCUGCCUCCCCCGUUGCCGUGGGGACGAGUCCACAGGAACAGGGGGGUUCAGAUGGGCUCAGCAAGAAUUUGGACCGGAGGAGCGGCAAACCGGAGGGUAAUAAGAACAUAUCAGCGGUACAGGACGGCCAGCAGGAGUCUGCCGCCUCGCCUGUAAAAAGCGAAGGUCAGUCCAGCUGUGACCACCCGCUCUCCUGCCCCAGCGCGGUCAGCAGCACUGAGCUGACCCGUCUCUGCUGGCUGUUUUCAGACGAAACGGAAGACCCAGAGAAGACGGAGGUGCAGGCGAUCAUAGACUCUACUCCUGAACUGGACAUGGACCUCGAUGGCUGCAGAGGAACAAGCACACCCACCAAAGGCGGCAUUGAGAAUCUAGCCUUCGACCGCAACACCGACUCUCUGUUUGAGGAGCUGUCGUCUGCAGGGAACGACCUGAUUGGAGACGUGGACGAUGGAGCCGACCUCCUGGGUAUGGGUCGGGAAGUUGAACACCUCAUCCAAGAAAACACCCAGCUGCUGGAGACCAAAAACGCUCUGAAUGUGGUGAAGAACGACCUGAUUGCUAAAGUGGACGAGCUGGCUUGCGAGAAGGAGGCUCUGCGAGGAGAGCUGGAGGCCGUCGCUCAGGCCAAAACCAAACUGGAGGACAGGAACAAAGAAUUGGAGGACGAGUUGAAGAAAAUCAGAGCAGAGAUGGAAGAAGCUAAACAGAAGGUCAAGAAUGAAAACGAGGAUGAUAGCGACGUGCCCACGGCCCAGAGGAAGCGCUUCACCCGGGUGGAGAUGGCCAGGGUCCUGAUGGAGAGGAACCAGUAUAAGGAGAGGCUGAUGGAGCUGCAGGAAGCUGUCAGAUGGACAGAGAUGAUCCGGGCUUCAAAGGAGAAUCCAACUCUUCCAGAGAAGAAGAAGUCUAGCCUCUGGCAAUUUUUCAGCCGUUUGUUUAGCUCGUCGGGCGGAGCGGGCAAGAAGCCGGCGGUGGAGGCCCCGGUGAACGUCAAAUACAACGCGCCCACCUCUCAGAUUCAACCAUCCGUCAAGAAGAAGAGCAGCACCCUGCAGCAGCUGCCCAGUGACAAGAGCAAAGCCUUUGAUUUCCUCAAUGAGGAACAGCCAGCGGAACACGUGUCCAGGAGAAAACAAAAGCGGGCUCAGUACCAGCAGGUCAAGGCCCACGUCCAGAAGGAGGAUGGCAGAGUGCAGGCCUACGGCUGGAGUCUGCCUAAGAAGCACAAAGCUAACGGUGGUCAGACGGAGAGCAAAAUGAAGAAUCUCCCUGUUCCUGUCUUCCUCAGACCGCUGGAUGAGAAGGAUGCUUCUAUGAAGCUGUGGUGUGCCGCCGGUGUCAACCUCUCUGGAGGGAAAACCAGAGAUGGAGGCUCAAUGGUGGGAGCCAGCGUGUUCUACAGCGACGUGUCCGGCCCAGAGAGCCUCCCAAAGAAGACGGGAUCUCAGAGCAGCCUGGAUAAACUGGAUCAAGAGCUCAUGGACCAGCAGAGGGAGCAGCAGCUCCAGGAGGAGCUGUCCUCCCUGGUGUGGAUCAGCACCAGCACGCAGUCCACCUCCAAAGUGGUCGUCAUUGACGCCAAUCAGCCCGGAAACAUCCUGGAGAGCUUCUUCGUUUGCAACUCCCAUGUUCUCUGCAUCACCAGCGUUCCAGGGGCCAGAGAGACAGACUACCCAGCUGGAGAGGAAGUAAAUCCAAACUCUGAGGCAGGAACGGUGGGGGACGCCCGCCCGCCCGCUGAGGGGAGCAGCUCAACAGAAGGCGACAGCGUUCUGGAGGGCAUCACAGUGGUGGGCUGCGAGGCUGAGGGGGCGACGGCCAUUCCUCAGACAGCAGAACGUCCAGGUAAAACCGAAAAAAGCCAAACGGCAGAGCUCCCAGGUUCGCCGUCUGCUCCACGUCAGACGUUCCUGUCUGCAGAACCCAGAGCAGCAGAAGAAGCCACGGAGGCAACGGAGAGCAGCGCAGGACCUGCAGAGCCCCGACAAACCCUGAGAGGGAUCUACACAGAACACGUCUUCACAGAUCCACUCGGAGCCCAGCAGACCGAGGAGAGGCCGGCCAGUCCCAGUCAGAGGGAGAGUGAUCAGCUGAGAGAUGGAGUGAGUUCAAAGCCCACAGCAGAGGAGCAGGACCUGAUGAUCCAAGAGGCCCAGAAAAUGAGCAGCGUCCUGCCCACCAUGUGGCUGGGGGCGCAGAACGGACACGUGUACGUCCACUCCUCGGUGGCUCACUGGAAGAAGUGCCUGCACUCCAUCAAGCUGAAGGAGUCUGUGCUGGGCAUCGUACACGUGAAAGGACGAGUGCUGGUCAGUCUGUCCGAUGGCACCUUGGCCAUUUUCCACAGAGGAGCAGAUGGACAGUGGGACCUUACCAACUACCACCUGUUGGACCUGGGGAGGCCGCACCACUCCAUUCGCUGCAUGACGGUGGUCCACGACAAGGUGUGGUGUGGCUACCGGAACAAGAUCUACGUGGUGCAGCCCAAAGCCAUGAAGAUAGAGAAGUCCUUCGACGCCCACCCUCGGAAGGACAGCCAGGUGCGUCAGCUGGCCUGGCACGGGGACGGCAUCUGGGUGUCCAUCCGGCUGGACUCCACCCUCCGGCUCUUCCACGCCCACACCUACCAGCACCUCCAGGACGUGGACAUUGAGCCAUACGUCAGCAAGAUGCUGGGUACGGGCAAGCUUGGCUUUUCCUUUGUGAGGAUCACGGCUCUCAUGGUGUCCUGUAGCCGCCUGUGGAUUGGGACCGGUAACGGGGUCAUCAUCUCCAUCCCUCUGACGGAGGCAGCCAACAAGGUAACUAAGGCAGCGGGCGGCGUGGUCCAGGUGUACGGCGACGACAGCGGCGACAGAGUGACCGCCGGGACCUUCGUCCCCUUCUGCUCCAUGGCCCACGCCCAGCUCUGCUUCCACGGCCACCGCGACGCCGUCAAGUUCUUCACCGCCGUGCCAGGUCAGGCCGUCCUGUCGGCGUCCAGCGGGGGGGAGGCGGCGGGGGACCGGAGCGCGGACGCCACGGCCCCGGAGGGCAGCCGCCCCGUGCUGGGUAACGGUGUGUGUGUGUGUGUGUCGGCGGGCGACGAGGACGGCGAGGCGGAGGAGGCGGACGACGCCCCCCCGAAGCUGCAGCCCUUCCUGGCCAAAGCCGAGCGCAGCCACCUCAUCGUGUGGCAGGUCCUGAGCGAGGACUGA
This is a messenger RNA of Menidia menidia (Atlantic silverside), 4698 nucleotides long. NCBI's taxonomy places the organism in Eukaryota, Metazoa, Chordata, Actinopteri, Atheriniformes, Atherinopsidae. The record is from the annotation of a GenBank genome assembly.